AGCUAUCUAUCUGUAGUGAACAGUCAGUAUGAAAGUUUUGUAGUCGCUAUUAAGUUUAAGAAAACGCUGAAGUCAUUCGGGUGGAGAAAGACCAGACACUGCUGCAGCCCUCGUCAAUGAGCUAAUUGAGACUUGGGUUACCCACCUCUGUCAGAUGGCGUUCUGCCUGGCUGAGCUGCACUUGUGGUCCACCAAGGGCUCACUUCAAGUUAAAGAUACAGAUAUUGGCACCUAUCAGUACUACGAUAAAGGAGAGCCAGCAAGAGGCCCCAUGCAGUCCAGCUUCAUAUUGCCUCAGGCCAGGAGGCUUCCCUUACCAUCAGGAAGUGCUCAAAUCGCUCUCCCACCGUCUUUGCUGCCUGGGGACGUUCUUCCUUAUCCUUCAGUCAUUUCCCUGGAUCAUCACUACUACAAUGACAAACUCCAGUUCUGUGAAGCUCGAGGCUAUUCGUGGACUCCCAGGAACCGCCGACCAGAAAAGCUACGCGAUUCGCUGAAGGAGUUGGAGGAACUGUUGCAGACCAACACCUGCAUUCACACCAGAUGGAGAAACAAGCACUGCUGCCAGGUCAUGCUCAGCAGUGGAGUGCUGGUGACCCUGACUGUACAAGGACCUCAGCUCGAACAAGUGUGUAUAGACCGUACAUUAGUGGGCCGACUACCAGCCAGCACUGUGACGGAUGCGGUGCUGAGCGAUAGGCUGAUUCUGCUGUCCUUCCUGGAGCAGAGCCAAGUGGCGGCAGUCUACCUGAACAAAAAGACCCAGAACUCCCCAGAGACUGGCAGGCGAACAGACAAACUCUCACCCUCUGAAAUCAAGGUGGUGUGUGUGGAGUUGGGCGGGUGUGGUCGUAGGCUCCACAGACAUGUAGGUCUCAACAGUGUCCAGGAUGUGGUGCUCUGCUGGUGGAACCAGGAUGAGUCCAGUGAGGAGCUAUGGCCCUGGACUCCCACAGAUACACACAGGAAUAACCUUGUCCUGAUCAGCUGCUCACCUGCUGAAGGCCUGAAGGUCCUAAGCUCAGUCCGCACUGAAGGCAACCCCCUGGACUGCCGCUUCAGCCUGCUCCAGCCCUACCAGGUCCUAACAGUGGAGUUACCUGCAGGGCCUCAGGGAUUCAGAGAGGAGUCCUGGGCUGAUACCUGCGUGUAUGAAUGUGCACGAGGACGCCUGCACCGCCUUUCAGUCACCCGAAUCCCGCUGUCAUCUCACCCAGUCUCCUGCUCGCGUCACCCCUCUGAGACCACUCUGCUUCUUGGCUUAAGUGACUCCUCCUUAGUCUUGUACGACCAACGACGCGGGAUCUCUUUCCUAGCCUCGUGCCCCGUGCCGGCCACCCUCCUCGCCUGGCACCCUGCUGGGGCUGUUGUCAUGGUAGGGGGAGGACAGGAAGAGCUGAUGUGCUUUGAUGUGGGCUUGGCACCUGUAAAUAUGGCGCUCGUAUCAGAGGAGGUAGCUUCAGCUCCCACGUUAAGACUAGCUCAGCACCUGCGCUGUUCUGGAGGCUUGGCAGGACUGCAAUGGGCGACUGGCUUGGAUGGAGGCCCAGAGGGGACAGAUAUGCUCACACUGGCUUUUCAUGGGGGACCACUGGGAGCCUUGAGAUUUAGACUAGGAGCUCUCACGGGGGGACAGAUGGGUCCAGGGGAGCUGCUGCAGCAGAGGCUACGUUGUGGUCAAGUCAGAGAGGCACUGGGCGUCCUAGAGGCCAUGGACUGGAGCACCACCGGGGACGAGAUCUACCGAGGCCUGAGCUCAGUCACCAACCACCUGCUGAGGAUGGAGCUGAACCCAGAGAGAGAAGCCCAGCUAGAAGCAGCUCUGGGUGUGUUUUAUGCCCCACCUGUGCCUCUCUCUGAUACAGUGAUACUGGAGUACAGGGAGCCAAUCAGCAAAUACGCCCGCCGCUUUUUUCACCACCUCCUCAGGCACCAGCGUUUCGAGAAGGCCUUCCUCCUCGCUAUAGAUUUAGAAGCCAGAGAUUUAUUCAUGGACCUCCAUUAUGUUGCCAGUGAUAAGGGCGAGCUGGUGCUAGCAGAUGUGGCCAAGAGGAAAGCUAAUGAAAUCGAGGCCCAGACCAUUGCAGGCAACGAAGAUCUUCAGAGAGGCAGAAGUGAUGCCUGUGGUUCCAGCUUCAGUGGCCUUCAGGCAGCGAGGAGGCAAAGUGUAACGGGCCCUCCACACUCCCCAUCAACACAUGCUGAUAGAGCAGCCAGUCGGAGGAGGCAACAACCAGAGACCUUACAUGUGACCGUCAACCCAGACGUGCUCAGGAUGCUGAAACAAACAGGAAGCAGCAGAGCUGACGGAGACGGAGUGAAUGAUGAUGACGACGACCCCGGGAUGCUGCAUGUGGUUCAUUUAGGGAUGGUUUGAAAAGACUAACGAACAACAGAUAAGACUUUAUUAAUCCCAGAGGGACACAACAUCUCACCAAUAACAAGCACAGUAGUUACUUUGCUUGAAGCUUAAUCUAUAAAGGGUUUAAAAGUCCCCUCAUUCACAGCCACACAUGGAAAACGGUUUAUUUUUUUAUACCUGUCAUAGUACGUUUGUGAAUUUCAGCCAAAUCAUAAACAUGAAAUUCACUGAAUUCAGCUUAUUUCGUGUCUUUGUGAAGUCUAAACCAAAUGAACCUUUGAAGGAAACACUUACCUGCUUCUUCCUUUAAAAACACGACAGAAAAUGUUUAAAACCUUUACAUUAAUCAGCCUGAAAAAAUAAAGACUCCCAUUAUACACCCAUCACACUGAUAUUGGAUGUUCCAGGCUUCCUCUGCACGCGCGUGUGUGCGUGUGUGCCGAGUAGAUGUGUGUGUUUGCGUGUUGGCCGAGAUUACAGGCCGCAGUUUUAUUCAUGAACGGGAGCCAACCAGCGACUUUAAAGCAUCGCGCGGAGCCCCUUUCCUGAACAGCAGCCAUAGCCGUGUCAGAGCUGUCGACGCGCUGCGCUCACCGACUAAUCUGACAGCGCCGCGCGAGCCCUAAUCCCUCACUGUAUCGUAAUCUAUUUACUUUGCAUUCUAAGAGGAUUUCCACCAAAAAAUAUACAAGAAGCAAUGUUGGAAAUGGACAGAAGAUCAGCGAGGAUGCUUUUCUGCUGUUUUUUUUUUUUGUUUGUUUUGUUAGCUUUAAAAAAAAAUCAUUGUAUGUUUUUCGGGGAGUCAAUCCUCUACGAAAGGGACGGGUGAAAGGAAUUACAUUUCUGACUGAUACUAAUACUUCUCUUAUGUAAACAUCAAAAUGUUAUAUUUCCCUUCUGAUGAUACAGUCACACUGCAGAGGCAGCUGGAGAUAAGUGGCAUCUGUCGCCGCCUUUAGUGCAUCUCUUGACACGUUUAUAAUUUACAAACCAAGGCUGCAUUAUCUCCUGAUUGUUUGACUUGACAGCUUGAAUAAAAACUGCAAAAUUGCUUAACAGGCAAACACGGGUCCCUCCCAUCCCUCCGAUGGCCUACACAGUCGCCUUUUUGACAUGCACACAGUGAAAGCUCAUAAUACAAAUGAAAUUUCAUAAUACAGAAAACAAAGUGGGAGACCAAAUGCUCUCCUCGGUUACCCUUUAAGCAAUUAUGUCAGCUUUGUGAAAUCCUAAAUAGUUAUGCUUCAUUUAAAAUGUGGCCAGCAGCUUUUAUUUAUGAAACACCGCCUCACGCUCCAAUCUUUGCCAUCCGAGAUGACUUGCAGAGAUAGGCUUAUUAGUGGUAUUAACAUACUGCGCGGCGUGCUGGAGCUGUGAAACGGCCUUGUUAACAUUUGGAAAUGAAUCAAGCCUCCAGCAUUUGCUAUUAUCCAGGUUAGCUGCCUAUUUUUUUCCCCCUCUCCUCUGUGCAACAGCUGUGCUGUUUCUCUGCACUGCGUCUAAUGAUGGCCCUGAUUGGACUGAUACGGUUCCCCCCUCAGGGGGACGUUUGUAUGAUUUAUAGGUUUGUUUCUGAUCUCUGCGAGAGAAAUCCCUAAAAUAUUAUAGACAAAUAUGUCAGGACCAUUAAAGACAUCAAAGAGACAAGUUUACUUACAACAGAGAGUUUUUAGAAGGAAGAGAUUCCCUGAAAAACGAAGAAAAAUACUGACUAGUGUUACAGUUUCUCUUUGUUGUUGGUUCUCAGGUGAUUGAGAUGCACUUUGCUUAAGGAUCACACUGCGAUCGCUUCAUCAAGAAAAGUGCCCGGUUAUAGUUCAGCAUAUCUGGGUUUAAUAUCUGUUCCUGAAAAAGCCUCACAGACAAAAGCGUUAUAUCUUGAUUCUCUGAUUAGAACAGUCUGUUUUUCCUUUCUUUUCUUUUUUGUUAGACUAAA
This is a messenger RNA of Oreochromis aureus, 4298 nucleotides long. RefSeq names its product WD repeat containing planar cell polarity effector. Gene Ontology annotation, molecular function: protein binding. Gene Ontology annotation, biological process: cilium organization; establishment of protein localization; nervous system development. Bases 155 to 2377 code for a protein of 740 amino acids. Gene Ontology annotation, cellular component: axonemal basal plate. NCBI's taxonomy places the organism in Eukaryota, Metazoa, Chordata, Actinopteri, Cichliformes, Cichlidae. The record is from RefSeq and is a predicted model, not a curated record. The transcript has 19 exons.